AUGGAUAACCAACGUAUCAUCUCUUGCGAGACUCCUGCUCACGACCAUGUCGAGCGCUGUGGUUAUUUGUUUGGAUGGCCUAUCAACCAUUCCAUGUCGCCCUUGAUGCACAAGACCAUCUUCGGCGAGAUUGGCUACAACUGGGAGCAGUUCUUCUUGCCAUCGACUGAUAUGUCCAUGUUCCUUUCGUUGGUUCGCGAGGUCAAAUUCUUUGGCGCCUCCGUUACCAUGCCCCACAAAGUGGCCAUCAUGAAGCACGUUGACGAACUCACACAAGAAGGCCGUGAAGUCGGCGCUGUCAACACAUUAUACCUGCGCAAGCACGGUGACAGAACCAUUCUCGUCGGCACAAACACAGACGUUAUUGGUAUCCGCGAGGCUUUCUAUCAGAACAUCUCAAACCCAGACGAGGUGUUCCACGGCAGACCUGGUAUGGUCAUUGGAGGCGGUGGUGCUGCUCGUAGUGCCGUCUAUGCACUCAAGAAGUUUAUGAAGUGCAGCAAAGUGUACAUCGUCAACCGUGACAAGGCAGAGGUUGAUGCUGUGGUAGCCUGGUGUUCGGAGCAAGGCUAUGGCGAUGGUGUUAUGCAUGCUGCGACUGUUGAGCAAGCGGAAGAGCUCGAAGGUCCUGGUGCUAUAGUCUCUUGUGUACCCGACUUCCCUCCUGUCACCGAGGCCGAGCAGACCGCUCGCAAUGUCAUGGAAGUGUUCUUGGGAAAACCACACAAGGGUGCCAUUCUGGAGAUGUGCUACCACCCGAAGCCCUGGACUCAAAUCGCCGAGAUCUCGCAGAAUGCUGGCUGGAACGUCAUCUUGGGAACAGAGGCCAUGAUUUACCAAGGGUUGGAACAGUCAAUGUAUUGGACUGGAAAGACUCUAGAUCAACUGCCAGUUGCAAAGGUCAAGGAGGUUAUCGCAGCCCAGUUGAAGAAAGGUCAUUGA
Molecule: messenger RNA, 942 nt
Organism: Aureobasidium melanogenum CBS 110374
Lineage: Eukaryota; Fungi; Ascomycota; Dothideomycetes; Dothideales; Saccotheciaceae
Product: shikimate/quinate 5-dehydrogenase
Exons: 2
Coding region: 1-942 (313 amino acids)
Biological process (GO): shikimate metabolic process; chorismate biosynthetic process
Molecular function (GO): shikimate 3-dehydrogenase (NADP+) activity
Source: RefSeq, a predicted model, not a curated record